Messenger RNA from Microtus oregoni (creeping vole), 2005 nucleotides. It is a transcript of the gene Niban3, whose product is annotated as niban apoptosis regulator 3. NCBI's taxonomy places the organism in Eukaryota, Metazoa, Chordata, Mammalia, Rodentia, Cricetidae. The record is from RefSeq and is a predicted model, not a curated record. The coding region runs from base 1 to 1758 and encodes 585 amino acids. The transcript is spliced from 15 exons.
AUGGGGGUGCGGCCCUCCAGCCCCCUGGACAAGCGGCAGCAGCAGCAGCUGAGGGGUCAGGUGGACGGCCUGCUAAGGGCCUUCCUGCCCUGUUACCGCAGGCAGCUGGCGGUAGCCAUGCUGAGGCAGAUCUCCAGAGAACUGGAACCCCAGGAGCCAGCCGGAUGCCAGCUUUCCCACACCAAAAAGCUGCCUAGGGUCCGGGAGCACCAAGGACCCUUGACCCUGCUGUGGGGCCACCCGCCACAAUGGCAACCCACCUUCUGUGUCCUGCGUGGGGAUGGACGCCUGGAAUGGUUUAGCCGAAAGGAGGAGUAUGAGUCUGGGGGCCGUACCCUGGGCUCCACAGCCCUGACAGGGUACACACUGCUCACUUCCCAACGUGAAUACCUGUGCCUUUUGGAUGACCUCUGCCCAAGCUCCUCUGGAGACCUCGCCCAGGAGGAACCGCUGAGGGUGCUGGAGGAGCCAGUGAACUUCCCGCUCUUCCUCGUGCACCCGUUCCGGGCCCACCUCUGCUUCUGUGCACACACGAGGGGGGUGCAGCGAGCCUGGAGGCUCGGCCUGCAGGGUGCCAUCCGGCUGAGAGCCACCGUCCUGCAGCGCAGCCGGGCGCCCGCAGCCUGUGCCUUCCUGGACACCGUGCAGCUCUAUCGACAACGUCGGGGCUUUGCCGGUGGUGACGACGCAACACUGGGCUCUGAUGCGGAGGUGCUGAGCGCCGAGCUGAUGCGGGAGUUGUUACCCGCUCUACGCGCACAGACGCUACGGAGCCUGCGCAGUACGGGACGCGCCCGGGCCCGGGCAUGCUCGGAGUUCCUCGACGCUGUGCACGCGGCCGUCCUGGCCAGGGUAUCUGCAGGGCUGCGUGCCUUCCAGCCGGAAAAGGAUUCGCUGCUAGCGAAGCUGGAGAGGACGGUGCGAGCAGAACUCGAGCAGAUCCUGCAGCAGCGAGCGCAAAGGGCUCGGAGACUAGAAGCGGAGAUCCGGGACCCCCUGGAGGCUUGCCUGUGCCGCAUGGUGGACCCGCAACUGCACCAGAUUAUCCAUGCGCUGCUGAGCCUUGUGGAAGCCACGCUCCAAGCCGUUCGGACUCUCCUCAUCCGGGGCAUGGACCGGCUGUCUCACCACCUGCGCAAGAACCCUUCUGGCACGCGGCUGCGCAGGGAGGUUUAUGAAUUUGGGGAGAUACCUUGGGACCCAGAGCUGAUGCAAGCCUGUUAUCGGGAGGCAGAGAGGAACCGAAGCCAUCUGGCCCAGCUGGCAGAACCAUUUGGCUUCCUGGGGAUGCAGAGCCUGGUGUUUGGGGCCCAAGAUCUUGCACAACAGCUCAUGGCAGCUGCAGUCACCACCUUCCUGCAGCUGGCCGACAAGUGUCUGACGUCAACUCUGGACUGCGACCAGGCAGCUGAGCAGUUGGAGAAAGUCAGGGGCCUUGUGCUGAAGAAGCUCACCUCGGACAGUGAGACCAGUCGGUGGAGGUUCACCCGGGACUGGCUGCUGGGAAUCUUCUGGCCCUUUGUGUGGAGCCAGCUUGGGGUGAGCUAUAACUCGGAACAGCCUGAGGUGGAUGGGGACAUCUUGGCCGUGGGCUCCCAGGCUCUGACCACUGAGGGUGUCUGCAGGGACGUCAUCCAGGGCCUCCUUCUGCAGAGAGUUGACAGAGAGUUGAACAAAAUCCUUGGUGCCAGCGACAGAACCCGUUCUCCAGCAGAGGACCAGGAAAGAGCACAUGAGGGAGCUGAGACUCAGGUCUGAGACAGAAGAGACCUACUCUGGUGGCCAAAUUCAGCCACUCUGCCCACCAUUGCUUCCAAGAACAACCAGAGCUGUCUUCACCCACGCCCAUCCUGGGGGACAAUGGAUGAAGACCCAAGUGUGUGAGCUGCACAGAACAAAGCACCAUAGACUGUGUGUUCCUGCUAGAAUUUAUACACUCAAGUUCUGAGCUAGCCUGGGCUACUAUAAUAUGACAUUGUAUUAAAAAUACCCCAAAACUUGUUGG